AUGAAAUCUGGAAGGUCUUCAAAACUUGGUGUUCAAAUCUCUCCAAGUGGGAAUCUUUUCGACAUGGAAUAUAUGGACGACAUUGUUUUCAGUCUUGCAAAGGAGGGAGAAACAGUCCUUCGAUUUCCAAUUAAUUGGUUACGUCCUGACAUAAUUGGUGUCACCGUCAUGAUGUCUGGCGAAGAGGAGCUACCAUCAACACCGUCUGCUCUGUUCUCGCCCUCGGGUGUUAUGCUCAACGUAUCAUUCACAUUUAUCCUGAUGGCUUUGUUUCAUCUUCUUCGGCGUACUGCUUGCAAACUGGGAUGCUCCUUCACUGGAGCAUCGCCUGCUAAGUCGAGUGCUCUUUCUGAAUUACGGCUUCUUCGGGAGAGUGGACUUCGUGACAGCGAACGCGUCGUGGAUUUAUGGUAUUCUACGGUUCGUCACAGUACUGAUUUGGGACAUGACAAGUGGACGAUUUUGGAACAAGUUUUCAUUGCCGCUUUAGACGUGGCUGAUGACCGGUUAGCUUGGGAAUGCUUGGAACGGCUGAAGACUCAGUUCAAGAAAAGUUCGCGCGUUGACCGCUUGACUGGAAUGUAUUUGGAAAAAAAUGGCAGAUUCGACGAUGCACAUGCGGUCUACACCCAGCUUCUUAAUGAUGAUCCAACGAACACGCUGGCUCGUAAACGAAUGAUCGCAAUUCUCAAGGCCCAGCGAAAAAAUGUGGAGGCUAUCUACGAGCUUCGUCAAUAUCUGAAAAUUUUCAUGAGUGAUUUUGAAGCAUGGAACGAACUUACAGAUUUGUAUCUUGUCGAAGGCGAUUUCAAGCACGCAGCGUUUUGUAUGGAAGAACUGAUUCUCUCCAAUCCACACAAUCAUCUCUAUUGUCAGCGAUAUGCGGAGAUCAAGUACACGGAAGGCGGUUCUGAGAAUCUUGAAUUAGCGCGUGCAUAUUUUUCUCGGUCAUGUCAGUUGAACCCAAACAACUUGCGCAGUCUUUACGGCCUGUUACUGGCCUGUUCUGCUCUAGACCAUCAUUUGAGCUCAGCACCGCUAGGAUCUGUUCCCGUUCUCAGUUGGAAAGAGGCUCCUCAACCUUCACCAGGCAGCAAAAAAAUCAAGUCCACCACUUCGCACUUGUUUAAUUCGGUUCCACCUGGAAACACUCUGGAUAUGCAAUCGGUGAUGCAGUUUGCUUCCGCACCGUCCAACGCUGAACUUAAUCGGUAUCUGGCUCGAUGGGCCGGACAACAAAUCCGGCAAAUCUAUGAUCAUUGUGACCAUGUUUUUGUCAUGGACGCAAAUGCCUGCAUCGGAGGUGAUAAAUAA
Opisthorchis viverrini is the source of this 1314-nucleotide messenger RNA. RefSeq lists its product as hypothetical. Bases 1 to 1314 code for a protein of 437 amino acids. The transcript is spliced from 11 exons. The record is from RefSeq and is a predicted model, not a curated record. Gene Ontology annotation, molecular function: protein binding. Lineage: Eukaryota; Metazoa; Platyhelminthes; Trematoda; Opisthorchiida; Opisthorchiidae. Gene Ontology annotation, biological process: protein folding in endoplasmic reticulum. Gene Ontology annotation, cellular component: EMC complex.